CCCCUCGUCUCUUCCAGUAGUUCUCCACCCACCAGCCAACAGAGAGGACGCCACAGCCGACGCGGGGUUCUCAUUUAAACAUAUGGCAACAACAGCCCUCUCUCUUUCUUUCAUCGUUGGGCCCACUACUCUUUAAAAAUUCCGCCGAAAAAGAGAAGACGAUUUUCCAAAACCUGCUGGCCGUUAUCUCACGGCUCCCCUUUCUCAGCACAGGUGUAUGAGCGCUACCCAGAGGGCCUAGGGGCGGCCCUUUACAGGGAGCACUUUGACUUCAACGCUGAGCCACCUUGGGAUCCUAGCUGAUAGCGGGACAGGUCCAUCUCCUGACUUGUCCAUUUUGUUGCAUACCGGCAGGACCCCAUUGGCUCAGUCGUGACCCCUUGACUUGUUUAUCUGUUCUUUAUGAUCAUCGGCUUACUGGAAUACGGUUAAAAUGAAAGGACUCCCUGACAAACCCAACUACAUCAUUGAACUCCUGGAGGGAGGAGUUACCCUGGAAGAUGUCAUUGAUGGGCACAUUUGUGAACAGGCUCAGGUGGAGAAGAGCGCGUUUGUGGCGGGUGACCUCGGUGCACUGAUGCGUCAGCACAUUUGCUGGCAGAGCGUGGUGCCACAGCUGCAGCCCUACUACCCAGUCAGGUGCAACAGCAGCCCUGCAGUCAUCGAGGUCCUGGCCUCCUUGGGCUUGGGAUUUGUUUGUGCCAACAAGGCGGAGGUGACCCUGGCUCUGGAGCAUGGUGUGCCACCAGACAGCAUCAUUCUGUCUGGUGUUUUCAAACAGCUGGCACAUAUCAAGCAUGCAGCCAAGAACAACAUCCAGCAUCUUGUGUGUGAAAAUGAGUCAGAGCUGACGAAGAUUGCUCGCUUGCACCCUAAUGCAAAGUUGCUGUUGCAGUUAACUACAGAGGCUCAUGCAGCUGAGACCAGCAUGCCCUUCGGCUUUUCUCUGAAGAGCUGCAGACGUCUGCUGGAAACGGCCAAGGAGUUGGGCGUCCAGGUGGUGGGAGCAUCCUUCCACAUCCCGAGCUCCUGCCAAGACCUGCAGCAGGCCUACACUCGAGCCCUGUCAGAUGCCCGCUGUGUAUUUGACAUGGGGGUGGAUCUGGGAUUUAACAUGCAYGUCCUGGACAUUGGUGGUGGAUUUACUGGCUCAGAGUUUCAGCUGAAGCAGGUUGAGUUAGCGGUCAGGCCUCUCCUGGACACUUACUUCCCCCAGAGGUCAGGUGUGCAAGUGCUGGCCCAGCCGGGCGACUUCUACGUGGCCUCAGCUUUUACCCUGGCUGUCAAUGUCAUCGGCAAGAAGAUGGCGUCCUGCCUCUGGGAAGACUUGUCCCAAGGUGAGAAGAACGAGGAUACUGAGUUCCUGUAUUACAUGAAUGAAGGUGUUUAUGGCUCAUUCAACCACAAGCUGCUGGGAAACGCCAUCGCUGCCCCGUCASUGCACAAGCAUGCGCUGUGCGUUGAUGAGGCCGUGUAUCCCAGCAGCCUUUGGGGCCCGUCACUGGACCAGCUGGACCAGGUGGUGGAGCGCUGCCUCCUGCCGGAGCUCAGUGUUGGGGACUGGCUGCUCUUCUCCAACAUGGGGACGUGUGGCCUGGAGGAGUUCAGCUGUCUGUCCAGCUCCAGUCAGCUGCCGGUCUACUACACCAUCUCCACCUCUGACUGGUACGAGAUGCAAGAGGCGGGUGUGGUACUGGAUAGUGCCAUGAAGAACUUCUCCCUGCUCCAGUACAGUGCGUAACUCUCCUCGGCCCCCCUCCGUCCUGUUUCAUAUUGCACAGAUCUUUCUCACCUCUGCUUUCACCGUGUGAGAAGAGAGGUCAGCAUGGUGUUUGGGAUGUAUGAGGCUAAAUGUGGUGAACAUUCCAGCCACCUUGGAAAAUACAUGUUUUUUUUUCCUUCCAGAGUUGAUUAUUAUUAUUAUUAUUAUUAUUUUUACAUUUUUAACACAAACAGUGGUUGUGUGAUGCCUCAUUCAUCUAAAAUUCACCUGGAAAAUAGUUUUGCCAAACUCGGAUGAUGAUAUGCAACAAAAUGGAUGACUCUUUGGAGAUGGGACCCCCAACAAAUGUUUGGGAUGGUUUAUUACUUUAAAUCAAAUUCAGUUUACAAAAUGUGUAAUUUAAUCAGUUAAAUCAAAUGGUCUCUAUCAAUUAUUUGUUGUUUGUUGUGUAAAGUCCAGUCUUUUUUUUUUUUUGUCUGUAUGAGGUUUUGUUUUCAGAACUUUUAAUUCUUUCUGCUUUCCGUCCCUUUUUAUUGCAUAGUUUGAUCUAACCUGUUUUAUUGCAGAACACCUUAAUGUGUUUGUAUUUAUUGGAUUCAGAUAUUACUGUGGCAUAUGUACAACUCCAUCUUUAAAUGUGUUUGCCCAGUUGUUGCACUGUGGCCCAUCAGUGUUUUUUCUGCUAAGAAAUUUUAUUAUUUUUUCUUAAAACUACAAGAUUAGGUGUGCUGUUAUUACCCCUCUGUGACCUCAGUGGUUUCCCUUCAUUCAGUAGCAGAAGUGCUGUUUGAGAUUAGCUCCAUGCUAAUGCAGAGAAGCUGCAUAUUAAAACAUUUCUUGCCUCCAACGGAGGAGGUCAGUCUAGUCUAAAAUGUGCAGAACCUCUUGAUUUAACAUAGYAGCCCUUAGCUUUCAGAUUUUCAUACUUGUGUCUUGCUUGGUAAAGAUCCAUAUUCACAAAGGAUCUUCACAGCUAGCUAAGGUUCAAACAAAUGAAAUAUCAAGUCAACAUUGCUUUCUUCAUGCCUCUCCAGAGAUCUGAGGGGUGUAAAGCACAGUGUCUUGUACAGCUUUGUGUUUGAUCAUGAGUUAACAUGACUUAAACAGCAGAUUUCAAAGAAUCCUGCCCUUGUGUUUUACAAGUGACUAAUGUAUUAUUUACUUGUCUAGGGCACUAAUGGACCAUAGCCUGUUUUUGACUGUAAAUUGUGCUUGUUAAAGUAAUGAAAGUGAAUAAUUUAAUACAUUUCUGACUGAAAAAAUUA
Messenger RNA from Austrofundulus limnaeus, 2988 nucleotides. RefSeq names its product antizyme inhibitor 1b (gene azin1b). Gene Ontology annotation, biological process: positive regulation of polyamine transmembrane transport; negative regulation of protein catabolic process. Bases 434 to 1741 code for a protein of 435 amino acids. Gene Ontology annotation, cellular component: cytoplasm. Gene Ontology annotation, molecular function: ornithine decarboxylase activator activity; ornithine decarboxylase activity. The transcript has 11 exons. NCBI's taxonomy places the organism in Eukaryota, Metazoa, Chordata, Actinopteri, Cyprinodontiformes, Rivulidae. The record is from RefSeq and is a predicted model, not a curated record.